This is a messenger RNA of Megalobrama amblycephala (Wuchang bream), 4567 nucleotides long. RefSeq lists its product as uncharacterized. The transcript has a single exon. Gene Ontology annotation, molecular function: nucleic acid binding. Bases 359 to 4189 code for a protein of 1276 amino acids. NCBI's taxonomy places the organism in Eukaryota, Metazoa, Chordata, Actinopteri, Cypriniformes, Xenocyprididae. The record is from RefSeq and is a predicted model, not a curated record. Gene Ontology annotation, biological process: DNA integration.
GUAACCAACAGAACACUAGAGGGCACUCCUGUGCAGAAAAAGGUUAUAGGGUUGUAAUGAGAAAAGAAGAAUAAAUGGAUGUUCAAUAACAGAGCUGUUUGCGUGUCCUGAUGUUUCACCUCCGAGUUUAAGAUAUAACCAUCUGUUACAUGGUGUCAGAAGUGGUUUCCACAACCUGGAAAGAAUGAAAUAAGGAAUUGAGGGAGAAAAGAAUGCGAUGUUGCACACGGACUGCAAGAAAAAAAAAAGGGAAUUGAAACAGUGCUCAAGUGCAAUUGAGAACGGGCCAGUGAAAAAAAAAAGAAAACGAUCAUCGGAGCAGUGCGCUCGAGAUUAAGAGUAAGUGAACAGUCAAAAUAUGGAUCAGAUAUUUUCACUGACACCUCCGGGAAGUUUCAACUUCGACGAGCCUAGUUCAUGGCCACAGUGGAUGCGCCGCUUUGAACGAUUCAGAGUAGCAUCGGGCCUUGCAGAAAAACCCUCCGCCUACCAGGUAAACUCUCUUCUUUACAUUAUGGGGGAGAAAAGUGACGAUAUAUUAAAUACGUUACCCCUAAGCGAGGAAGAGAAAAAGAGUUAUGAAGAAGUCAAGAAGGCUUUAAGUGAGCACUUUAUCGGCAGACAUAAUGUUAUUUAUGAGAGAGCGAAAUUCAACAGCAGAUUUCAACAGCCUGGCGAAUCAGCAGAGAGUUUUAUCACGGACGUGUAUAAGCUCGCGGAACACUGCAGAUAUGGCGACCUUCAUGAGGAAAUGAUCAGAGACCGUAUUGUAGUGGGCAUAAGAGAUGCAAAGCUCUCAGAGAGACUGCAACUAGAUCCAAAUUUGACAUUGGAUAAAACAAUAACUCAGGUCAGACAAAAUGAGGAAAUAAAACGUCAGCAGCCAAUAAUAAGACGAGAAAAGUCCGAAGUAAAAGAAGUUAACGUUGAUGCAGUCGUAACAAAGAGAACAUCUAAAGCAAAAAUGACAUUACAAAAGGCAGAGGGGACAGUGCAGAGAACGCAAAGUUUUUACAAUGCGACUCCUAAAAUAAAACAGAUGGAUUCCUGCAAGCGAUGCGGAAAAAGUCCACAACACCCAUGGAAAUUGUGUCCAGCUAGAGAAGCGGAAUGCAGAAAAUGCAGAAAAAAAGGACAUUUUGCUACAGUAUGCCGGUCAGUUCAAAGACUCGAAGCGAUCGUUGACAGUUCAUAUGAUGAGUCUGCAUUCUUGGGAACAAUCCAGACCCAAAAACAAGAGAAUAUGUGGCAACAGAAAAUACUGGUGAAUAAAGAACCAAUCACCUUUAAAAUAGAUACAGGUGCAGCAGUCACAGCUAUUCCAGCAUCUUUGUAUUCAGCUGAAAAGCAAGGGAAACUCAAAGAUUCCAAAAAGAAGAUCCUGGGACCUAACAGUACUCCAUUGAAAGUGAUGGGUACGUUUAGUGCAUGCCUGCAGAAGGACAAAAAGAGAAUUUGGCAGGAUAUAUAUGUGGUAACGGAUCUAGUGAUGCCGCUGCUUGGACUGCCUGCAAUUCAAAGCUUACAAUUACUACAACAGGUAGCCAACAUACACAAACCUGGAGAGCAGUACAAGGCAAUGUUCCCCAAAGUUUUCUCGGGACUCGGAAAAUUAGAGGGCAGCUACAAGAUCAAACUGUCGGAAGGAGCCGUCCCGUAUGCUCUAUCAGCCCCACGACGAGUACCGCUACCGCUCGUGGAGAAAGUAAAACUGGAACUCCACAGAAUGGAAGAAAUGGGAGUCAUUCGACGAAUCGAAGAGCCUACUCCCUGGUGCGCGGGUAUGGUUGUCGUGCCAAAACCGAAUGGCAAUAUCAGGAUUUGCGUCGAUCUCACACGGUUGAACGAGAAUGUGUGCAGAGAAAGACACAUACUGCCAGCUGUAGAUGAGACUUUAGCACAGCUAGAGGGAGCAGCUGUGUUCUCCAAAUUAGAUGCCACAUCUGGGUUCUGGCAAAUACCCUUGCAUGAAGACUCCGAGCCUCUAACAACAUUCAUUACACCCUUUGGGAGAUAUUGCUUUCGGCGUCUUCCUUUUGGGAUAUCUUCAGCCCCGGAGCAUUUCCAGCUCAGGAUCUCUCAGAUCAUUGCAGGAACGACUGGAGCUCUUUGUCAUGCAGACGAUGUCCUAGUGUUUGGAAAAGAUCAAAAAGAACACAAUGAGAGACUGUGUGAGGUGCUGAAGAAGUUUGAAGAAGCAGGACUAACACUGAAUGAUAAGUGUGUCUUUGCUGUUGAUAGAGUGAAGUUCCUAGGCCAUACCAUAAGUGCUCAAGGGAUCGAAGCAGACGAGGACAAGAUUAAAGCCAUCCUCAACAUGCCUGAGCCAGAGAACGUGGAAGGUGUGAGACGUUUCAUGGGAAUGGUUAACUACGUCGGGAAGUUUUCACCUCAUUUGCCGACUCUCACGAAGCCACUGAGAGACCUGUUAAGAAAUGACAACACCUGGACAUGGGAUGCACAGCAGAAAGAAGCGUUUGCAAAAGUAAAGAAAGAACUCAGCUCACCAGCUAUACUAGCACAGUAUAGUCCGAACAGUGAGACUAUAGUUUCAGCCGACGCUUCAUCUUAUGGUCUAGGCGGGGUGCUCAUGCAGAAACAAAAAAAUGGUGAGUGGAGGCCUGUCGUAUAUAUCUCAAGGAGUCUAACCCCCACAGAGACACGAUAUGCACAAAUUGAAAAAGAAGCUCUUGCGACAACAUGGGCAUGUGAGCGACUCAGUGCAUAUUUGCUUGGAUUGGAAUUUACAGUGCAUACCGACCACAAACCCCUAAUAUCACUGUUGGGCAACAGACCAAUUGAUGAUUUACCUCCAAGAAUUCUUCGUUUCAGACUGAGGCUGCUCAGAUACAAGUACAACAUCAUGUACGUUCCAGGAAAACAACUGGUCACGGCAGAUGCGUUGUCACGAGCGCCAUCGGGACCUGAAAAAUCAACAGAAAACGAAACAUUGGAGGAUGAGUGCAGAGUUUUUGUGGAUCUCAUAGUUCAACAAAUCCCUGCAACAAAAACAAAACUGAAACAGAUUCAGGAAAUGCAGAAUGAGGAUCUAACCUGCCAACAACUAAGACAGUAUACACAAAAAGGAUGGCCAGACCAUCAGAAAACGGUGUCGGAACAUCUCGUGCCAUACUGGUCUCAUAGGGCAGAUAUCCACGUGGCAAACGGUAUCCUACUGAAAGGAGAACGAAUUGUGAUUCCAAAACCCAUGCAGAGAGAGAUGCUCGAAAGACUUCAUCAAGGUCAUCAAGGAAUGACGAAGUGCAUUGCAAGGGCACAGCAAUCUAUAUGGUGGCCAGGUGUUAUAAGAGAUGUAAGAGAGUUAGUGGAGAGAUGCGACAUCUGCUGUCAGCAUUCCCAGCAGAAAACAGAGCAAUUGAUGCCAACACCUUUACCAGCGAGACCCUGGCAACGAGUCGCAGCUGAUAUCUUCCAAUGGGAAGGAGGACAUUAUCUGGUGGUGGUUGACUAUUUCUCGAGAUAUAUUGAAGUUGCAAACUUGCCAAAACUCAUAACAGCAACAACAGUGGAGAGGCUGAAGGUCAUCUUUGCCAGGUUUGGAAUCCCUGAAACACUGGUGACAGAUAACGGUCCACAGUUUGCGUCAUGUGAGUUCGCAGAGUUUUCCCGAGACUAUGACUUCAAACAUGUCACAAGCAGUCCACGUCACCCCCAGAGCAAUGGAGAGGCAGAGCGAGCGGUGCGUACAGUAAAACAAAUGCUGAGAAAGAACCAAGACCCUCAGAGAGCUCUUUUGGCCUACAGAUCGACUCCAUUAGCUCAUGGGAUCUCACCUGCAGAACUCUUGAUGGGGAGAAGAAUAAGGUCAACAGUCCCAGUUCCACCUAAAUCUCUCACCCCAAGAUGGCCUGACCUGAAAGUGUUCAGAAGAAAAGAUAGGAUGUUAAAAGAGAAACAACAGGAAACAUUCAGAUCUAGACACAGAGCGAAAAAUCUACCAGUCAUCAUACCUGGACAGAAAGUGUGGAUCAGGACAUCGAAAACCACUGGAACGGUCCGGGGGGAAGCAGCAACGCCAAGAUCGUAUCAGGUAGAAACAGAGAUGGGAACACUGAGAAGGAAUCGAGCUCAUCUUACUGUUCUUCCAGAACCAACUCAGCAAGAGGUCAACGUUACAGUGACAAGGUCAGGUAGGAUUUCCCGUCCACCAGAAAGAAUGGACUUAUAAGAUGAAUUAGCAUAGGUAGACCUGCUGUCAAGAAAAGGGCAGAAUAACCCCUUCAGCAGAGUCAGGAAUGCCCAGGUAGUCUACCCUGGCUUCCAGCUUAAGAAAGAAAGUUCAAUGUUAUGUUAUUGAGAUGUUUGUUCCCUGGAAAAAAAAAAAAAAGAGAAUAUAUAACCAUGGGGAUAUAAGUAUGUAGAAUAAUAAUAAUGAGAUUUUGAGACUAAAAGGGGGGGAUGUAGUGUAACCAACAGAACACUAGAGGGCACUCCUGUGCAGAAAAAGGUUAUAGGGUUGUAAUGAGAAAAGAAGAAUAAAUGGAUGUUCAAUAACAGAGCUGUUUGCGUGUCCUGAUGUUUCACCUCCGAGUUUAAGAUAUAACCA